CGGCCGCCCUCCGCACGCCCCCACCCAGAGAGGACCUGGCCGCGGAGGAGGCGGCGGUACCUUGGACAGAGCCGCCGCGACUCGCAGAGCCCGCCCGGCGGCCGCUCCGGAGCUCCCCGACGAGCAGAACUGAGGCAUCAGGCUCCAUAAGUGCCCCCAAGUGACUUCAAUUUCUGCCCUCAACGAAAGAUACCAAAAGAAAUGCAGGAAUGCCUGACCUAGAAAAAAACAUGCAGAAGAACGGGAAAGAUACAUGCAGUAAAGAUGAAAGAGAAGUGCCAAAACUUCCAGUUCCACCACUGCAACAGACCUUACACAUGUACCUACAGUGCAUGAAACACUUGGUGCCAGAGGAGCAAUUUAAAAAGACCAAGGCCAUUGUGGAGAAAUUUGGAAUUGCAGGAGGCCUGGGGGAAUCCUUGCAGCAAAUGCUUGAGGAAAGAAGUGAAAAGACAAUAAACUGGGUGUUUAACUACUGGCUGGAUGACAUGUACCUCAACAACCGCCUGGCUCUUCCAGUCAAUUCCAGCCCUGCAAUUAUCUUUGCUCGUCAGCAUUUCAAGGAUGCAAAUGACCAGCUGAGGUUUGCUGCCAAUCUCAUUUCAGGAGUGCAAGACUACAAAGCUUUACUGGACACCCAUGCUUUACCUACUGACUUUUCUCGUGGACAGCUGUCUGGCCACCCUCUCUGCAUGAAGCAAUACUAUGGACUCUUUUCUUCCUAUCGUCUUCCAGGACUUACCAAAGAUACCCUUGUGGCCCAGAAAAGCAAUGUAAUGCCAGAACCAGAGCACAUCAUUGUUGCUUGCAACAAUCAGUUUUUUGUUUUGGAUGUUGUCAUUAAUUUCCGUCGUCUCAGUGAGGGAGAUCUUUUCACUCAGUUACAAAAGAUAGCAAAAAUGGCAGAGAAUGAAGAGGAAAUGCUGCCUCCAAUUGGCCUGCUGACAACAGACGGAAGAACAGAGUGGGCAGAGGCCAGGAUGACCCUUAUGAAAGACUCCACCAACCGCGACUCUCUAGACAUGAUUGAACGGUGCAUAUGCCUGGUGUGCCUGGACAGCCCCAGUGGGGUGGAACUCAACAACACAAACAUGGCAUUGCAGAUGCUGCAUGGAGGGGGCUACCAUAAAAACGGGGCCAAUCGUUGGUAUGACAAACCUAUGCAGUUUGUGGUAGGAAGAGAUGGACUCUGCGGGACCGUGUGCGAACACUCCCCCUUCGAUGGCAUCGUCAUGGUGCAGUGCGCUGAAUACCUGCUCAGGCACAUGAAAGAAAGUUCCAAGAAAUUAGUCCGAGCUGAUUCAGUGAGCGAACUUCCUGCUCCACGGAGACUAAGAUGGAAGUGUUCCCCUGACAUUCAGACACAUUUGGCAUCAGCAGCAGAAAAACUCCAAAGGGCAGUGGAAAAUCUGGAUUUUAUAGCCUACAAGUUUGAGCACUAUGGAAAGGAAUUCAUUAAGAAACAGAAGAUUAGCCCAGAUGCCUACAUUCAAGUAGCACUUCAGCUGGCAUUCUACAGGUGCCACAGGAGGCUUGUCCCAACCUAUGAAAGCGCUUCCCUGCGCCGCUUUGACGAGGGCCGGGUUGAGAAUAUCAGGUCUGCUACCUCCGAAGCAUUUGCUUUUGUCAAAGCAAUGGCAGGUGACAAGGCAGCUGUGUCGGAUUCUGAGAAGAUGCAGAAAUUUAAGGAUGCAAUUGCAGCUCAGACAAAUUACUCUGUUCUGGCUGUUACUGGAAUGGCAAUAGACAAUCACCUGCUAGGGCUCAGAGAGGUGGCACGGGAACACUUCAAGGAGCUGCCAGAGAUAUUUACAGAUGAGACUUAUCUGACAAGCAAUCGGUUCAUCCUCUCAACCAGCCAGGUUCCUACUACUAUGGAAUUGUUCUGCUGCUAUGGGCCUGUGGUACCCAAUGGAUAUGGGGCAUGUUAUAACCCUCAGCCAGAGCAUUUAUUAUUCUGCAUCUCAAGCUUUAAGGAAUGUAAGGAAACCUCCUCAGGCAUGUUUGCAAAAGCUGUAGAAGAAAGUCUCCUAGCAAUGAGAGAUCUGUGCAACAAAUGCAGUUCUACUACGGCAAAGCCACCUGCUAAACAAGAUGCAGCCACCCAGCUGCAGAGUGACCACCAGCGCUAAAAGGCUGUGGGAAUUAUUCUCCUGAAUCCACUCUAGGAAGAAACACAACGUAGCUGUUCAAAGGCAAGAUAAUACUGGUAAUAUAAUAGUGUAGAACCAAAGUGUCAUUUGUUUCUCAUUGUUGCCAACAUUUACUACUCUGUGUACUAAAUCUGCCAUUUCUUGCUUACGAGUCAGAAAAGAGAUUUGGUCUCACUGAAUGAAAUGAAGGAAGAAGUCAUAAAAGUAUGUGUUGUACUACCAUUUCUAACCAUAAUUAACUUGUGCCAUUUUAUCACCUAAAAAAUUGAGUCAGUUAUAUGCAUAUGACAUAAAUUAAACGCUAAGGAACACCAAUUAAUUCAUAUCCCCUGCAAGCAGUUCUAAAAUAUUCACAUCUAUUACUACAAGAUUUGCAUGUAAAGAAAAAAAGAAUUUUCCCCUAUUGGGAAUUUUGAGAGUAAAACUGUAAAUAAUAGGCUCAUGCCAUUAUAUCCUGAACUUUUGCAUGAAGAGUAUUUAAUACCACCAAUCUAUUUACUGUAUAAGAAAAACGGAUUAUUUUUUAAAGAGUGGCUCCUGGACAUUUCCACAGAGUUUAGGAACAUAACACAAGCGUUUGCAUGUUUCCCCCAAUUCCAAAAUGCUGCAGAAAUAAUUUAGCUUUUAUUCUGGUUUGCACUGGUCUCAAGCACAUGUUCUGAAAGCAGCAUAUUGGAGACAUGAUCCAUCACAGAGAACUGGGAGAAAUUUGUCCCUAAUGAAUUGACUUAAUUAUUUCUAUCAGUGAGCAAAAUCCAGCCUGACAGAGUGGCAAAGCACAAAACAUAAGUACUAUUCAAUCCUACUUAAGACCUUUUCUGUUUGCAUCGGAAUUAAUUUAGUCACUAUGACUGGCUGGAGAGUGAAUGCAACCACACAAAAUCAAAGAGCAAUAAUUAGAAUGAAGAAGUAAACUUGCAAUAUAAGGAAGUCUUCAGCUUAGAUUUAUACAUACCAGUACUGGUACUCAUAUUAGCUUUGCAUCAUCCCACUUGGAGGGAUUUAUAUUUUUAAAUAGCAGAUGUAGGGUAUCAUAUUCUGCAAUAUACAGUAAAUUCAACCAGAAAAGUGGUAAUAUAUAGUGUCUGAUAAUUCCCAUUUUAUGUGAAUGUUAUCCUGAGGUUUUUCUAAUUAUCUUUUUUAUUCCCUAUAAAUCCUUCCAAGGACUGAUAUUUCCAUUUACUUUCUCAUGAGGUCAAAUAUGCUGCCUUACUUAGAGGUGGUCAGUAUCAUUGUUAGAACACAACUUACUCACUCACUGAAGAUACUCAAUUCCAAACUCCAGUGCAGGUCCUGUGCUGCACAAGCUGGAACACAUUCUGAGGCCUGGCCAGGGAUUCCUUCCUUGCCUGUGAAGAGUGAUGUUCUCUCUUCCUUUGUAGACCAAACAAUCACAUGUUUAAGCACUCUGAAGCCUAAAAGCAGAAUGGAUUUAUUGCAAUAACCUAGAAAUGCAGAUAUGUUUCUAUUUAAGAACUCUAGAUACAACUUCAGGAGAUGCUACAUGUCCAUGAUUAUUUUACUGCCUCUUUGGAGGGGCAUACAUGCAAUUAAGCAGUCUGCUGGAUAAAGGAUAUCCCCAACCCCAUAUGUGAAAGCACAGUGGGCCUGAUAAUCAAUUAGAGGAAGUAGCUAUGUUGAAGUAAAUCAACUAUGAUGAUUUGCAUAUAUUAAGAGCUAGGCUAAUUUUUUUUAAGUUACUAUAUUUUACUGAAAAAUAUGUACAUUUUAUUACUCUGUGAGCUGUGGUUCAAAUCAAAGAUGAAACCUGGUUUUAGAUUACAUAAAUAAUAUUAUAGCAUAAAAGCUUCCCCAAAGUUAUCAUAGAAUGGUUUAGGUUGUAAGGGAUCUUAAAGAUCAACUUGUUCCCACUUCCCUGCCGUGGGCAGGGACACCUUCCACUAGACCAAGUUGCUCCAAGCCCCAUCCAACCCAGCCUUGGAAACUUCCAGGGAUGGGGCAUCCACAGCUUCUCUGGGCAACCUGCUCCAGUGCCUCACUGCUCUCACAGUAAAGAGCUUCUUCCUAACAUCUAAUCUAAUUUAAAAGUUAAGAUGUAAAAAUGCAUAAACAAAACCCAAGAAAAGGUGCUGAGACCCAAGGUUUGCUUAAAGAAUACAUGGUUCAAAAUAAAGCUUUAAAUUGUUCCUAUACUAUAAUUAUGAAAAUUUCUUCAGAACAUUCCCAGUAAUUUUUCUUUGUAUCAUUUCACCACAAAAGCAUUCUGCAUAUCUAACAUAAAUGUAGCACUACAUAUUUUUUGUAGAAUUAUAUGUUUAAAAUUGUAGUAAUAUUUUAAGUGUAUAAAAAUACUGUGAAUGGUUAUUUGAUAAUUUAUUAAUUUUCUUCUAACUUAAUAUAUACUUCUAUUUUGUAAUCCUAGCUACAUAAGUACAGAUAGUUAUUUGCAAAUAUUACCUGUUACUCAUUUUAUUUUUUCGUCUGGAAUCUUAACAAUAGCUCAGACACUGUGCUCAACAUAGCCAUUGAGAACUCAGGAAGCAUCUACACCCAUAGCUGAUACUUUAUACCAAUUUAUCAUUAAGAGCCCCUUAGUUGUCUACAGCUGCUGUAACAGGUGUUUUGCAUUCUCCAGCUCUGGAAACUACUGGUGGUGGAAAAUACUGACAUCGUAUUUUUGCUUGAGGACCAGUGAUCAUACUUCCUAUUUAUUUAGCUAACCAUUCUGUACUUGUAUCUUACUGAUCUGGUUUUAGUGUUCAGCUUGAAUAUCUGAAAGGAGCAGCUUUGAUGACCUCAGUCCCUGCAGAGAAGUCUUUUGUGUACAUGGUCUACCUUUGCCACUGCCUGUGCUAAAAGCACUAUCUGCAAGGUACCUGACACAGUGCAGGAAGCUCCAGGCUCAGUUCAGGUCUGUUUAAUUGGAGGGUUCUUGCUAAAUUACAGAUGGGUAAAAAUUCACAGGCACUACAAACUCCUCUGACAGCAGGAGCUUCCAAGGGACUGUACUGCUUCUCAGUUAAGACAACUCCCUACACCUGUGUGGUGUGAUCCCAUGCUAUCUAUCAAGGAUUUCAGGAAAUGAGUUUUCUUAAGUUCUUAUUUAAAAUUAUUUGUUUUAUGCAGAUGAAGCUCUUUUAUGAAGUUUAAAAAUACACACCGUUAUGCACUUAUGGAAACCAAACAAAAGCUUUUAAAACGUUUCUAACCAGAAUACUGUGGAAUAGAUUGUUCAGUAUAAAAAGAGAGAAAAUUUUGCUUGACAAACUGGGUGUAAUUACAUUAAUGUAACAAGUGUCUUUGAUUUAAUGAGCCCUCUUGGUGGGACCCGGGGCACACAACCCCCUGCAAGAGAACUUUCAGAAGGUAAUUUUUUCGCUCUCCCCGUAGGUGUACACCAAUGUACACGCAGUGCUGGGGUGCAGAAAUUAAAAAGUGAAUUUUUAAAUGAAUUUCUGUGUUCACAGCGAUCAAAAAUAAAACACGUUCGAUUUCAAAACAGGGGUGUUUCAAGGAUGUAAGAGGCCGACCUCGCUCUUUUGACAGGAGUGCUGCCAGAGCCCCUGUGCCACGGGUAAUUUGUCAGGACACAGCUGUGACAACACAGCGCGAGUUGCAGAAGACAGAGAAAUAUUUUAGUGAUACUUUUAUUUUUAUAGAAAAGUAUAUAUUUAUGACAAAUGUAAAUGUGUAUUUAUAGCACAUGUUCUUCCUGUUAUGUUUUGUCUCUACUGAAAUAUAUUUAUCUGUCUAUAUCGAUAUGUACGCCCUGAAGUGUACGCUGGUAACGCGCAUUCAGCUCGUUCACAGACGGAGCUCAGCACCGCAAAUAAAAGCUAUCAGAGGAAA
Messenger RNA from Haemorhous mexicanus (house finch), 5963 nucleotides. RefSeq names its product choline O-acetyltransferase (gene CHAT). The record is from RefSeq and is a predicted model, not a curated record. The transcript has 15 exons. The coding region runs from base 210 to 2132 and encodes 640 amino acids. Gene Ontology annotation, molecular function: choline O-acetyltransferase activity. NCBI's taxonomy places the organism in Eukaryota, Metazoa, Chordata, Aves, Passeriformes, Fringillidae. Gene Ontology annotation, biological process: acetylcholine biosynthetic process; neuromuscular synaptic transmission. Gene Ontology annotation, cellular component: neuron projection; cytoplasm.